Bubalus bubalis (water buffalo) is the source of this 7954-nucleotide messenger RNA. It is a transcript of the gene DCDC2, whose product is annotated as doublecortin domain containing 2. Gene Ontology annotation, cellular component: kinocilium; axoneme; microtubule. The record is from RefSeq and is a predicted model, not a curated record. The transcript is spliced from 12 exons. NCBI's taxonomy places the organism in Eukaryota, Metazoa, Chordata, Mammalia, Artiodactyla, Bovidae. Bases 710 to 2137 code for a protein of 475 amino acids. Gene Ontology annotation, biological process: intracellular signal transduction; regulation of cilium assembly; neuron migration.
UUAGUUUUGCCAAAUAUCAAAAUGAAUCCGCCACAGGUAUACAUGUGUUCCCCAUAGGUUUUUCUUUACACCGCUGUAUCCCUCAACUUCUAGCACAGCGCAGGCACCCAGCAGGCGUCCGUUUAUAGAGUGACUGCUUGAUACUGCUACCCGGGCUUCCCCGUCUUCCCUCUAAAAGACUCACUUUCUCCAGUCGCUGCCGGACUCCGAGGGCAAAGCCCAGCGGAUCCGCGAGGGCGCCAGGCCUACUUUGCCGACACCGCUCCCUGCGCGGGGCUGCAGUUACUAUGGAAACGGCGGGAAAUAACAACUCCGUUCCCCCUGGGAUGAGGGAGGCCCGCAGAGACAACGGCUGCGGGAGGAACAGCAGGAGCGACGCGCGGCCCCCGGCGAGUUCACCGCGGUGCCAGCCGAGCCGCAGCGCCGUGCCCCACCCCCACCCCGCCCUCCUGUGUCGGCGCACGCAGUCUGCCUGUUUACCGCCCCUGGCGCAGCUCCGGUGCAGAGGUGGUUACACCUUGAUUCCGCCGGUAGCGAGAGAAACAGGUGUGUGCGCGCACGGCGAGCGCUGAUUGGUGGUGCAGACUUGGGUGAACUACUUGAACGUGCCGGGACGCGACCCCGCGCCGCGCGUGUGCUGUGAGGCCGCUGGGGCAGCCGCGGUGCCUCCCCCCGGAGAAGCGAGCCGCGCGGGAGUCCCGAGGGGAAGAUGAGUCGCACCAGUGCCAGGUCCGGGCACCUGUCGCAGCCGGUCGUGAAGAGCGUGCUGGUGUACCGCAACGGGGACCCCUUCUUCACGGGCCGCCGUGUCGUCUUCCACGAGAAGAAGGUGUCCAGCUUCGACGUCUUCCUCAAGGAGGUGACGGGCGGCGUCCAGGCGCCCUUCGGAGCGGUUCGGAACAUCUACACCCCGCGGACCGGGCACCGCAUCUGGAGGCUAGACCAGAUCCAGAGCGGGGGCAAUUACGUGGCCGGGGGCCAGGAAUCCUUCAAGAAACUCAAUUACUUGGACAUAGGAGAAAUCAAGAAAAGACCAAUGGAAGCUGUGAGUACAGAGGUGAAACCAGUAACCCACAGCAGGAUCAAUGUGUCAUCUCGCUUUAGAAAAUCACUUCUGGAACCCUGUACUAUCUUCUUGAUUGCAAAUGGAGACCUCAUAAACCCGGCUUCUCGACUCCUCAUUCCUAGAAAAGCCUUGAAUCAGUGGGAUCAUGUACUGCAGAUGGUCACGGAAAAGAUAACUCUGAGGAGUGGGGCUGUCCACAGACUCUACACUUUAGAAGGAAAACUGGUUGAGAGUGGAGCAGAGCUGGAGAAUGGGCAGUUUUACGUGGCUGUCGGCAGAGAUAGGUUCAAGAAGUUGCCUUACAGUGAAUUACUUUUUGACAAGUCGACGAUGCGAAAGUCUUACGGUCAGAAAACCUCUUCACUACCUCCAAUUGUAGGAUCCAGAAAGUCUAAAGGCAGUGGAAAUGAUCGCCAGUCUAAGUCAACAAUUGGAUCCAGUGACAACUCAUCUCCUCAGCCCCCAAAGAGGAAAGGGAAAAAACAUGCGAAUUCGGAAAAACCCACGAAAGGGAAACAAAAUGCCAAGUUAAAGAGUUCACCACAAACAAUCCCAAACAGUGAUGAAGGCGUUUUCAAAGCUGGAGAGGAGAGAUCAGAAACGCGGGGGGCAGCUGAAGUCCAAGAAGAUGAAGACACUCAAGUUGAGAUUCCAGUGGACCAGAGGCCAGCAGAAAUAGUAGAUGAGGAAGAAGAUAGAGAGAAGGAAAACAAGGAGGUGGAACAGAAGGACAACUUCUCAGGAAUGAAUGGUGAAGUUAAAGAGGAAGAAGGAGACCAGGAGGAGCCCGAAGCUGCAGAGCAAGCAGAGGAGAUCCCGGAUCACAGGGAGGAGCAGGCAGGUUCUGCUGCUCGUGUGAACGGAGGGACCGAUGAAGAAAAUGGCGAGGAACUGGUGCAGGUUAAUAAUGAGCUUCAAGAAGUGGUGGAGGAGGAAAUAAAGUCUCAAGGAGCUGGCAGUGGACAUGAAGAGGCUGACUUGGACCCUCAAAGACCACCAAAACCAGAAGUAAAAAUCACUAGUCCACAAGAAAAUGAUGACAACGAACAAAACAAGGAUAAUUCGUCAUAGCAUGGAUAAUUUUUUAAAAGAGAGUAUAUUGAGUAUAAGAAAAAUGAAGGAUUAAAUACUUGAAGAAGUAUAUAGCUAUUGCUAAACAUUAAUGUGACAAUGUGGUUGAAUACUACCUACUGAAAUUUAAAAUUAGAGGCCUGACUAAUGGGAAAGACUAGAUAACUUUGAAUAGCUACUAAAGGAGAGUGACUUCUUUUUAUGAGCUGUGUUUUUAAAAGUCAUGUAGAAAAAUUAAGCGUAAUAGAGGGGAUUUUGCACGGGAAGACAGUUAGCCACUUGUCUUUGUAAAGAUGAAAAAACACAGGACCACACCUGUUCUUGAGAAGAGAGAUUAUUGGAUGGCAGCCGAUGCUAAAGCACUUAUCUAAGAGGGCAUAGAAUUUAAAAAAAUGAUAAUAGGAAAGCAUGUACUAUUUUUUUUAAAGCAAUAAACUCUUGAAUAAACUCAUUGCAACUUAGUUUCAGAGAUAAUUUGAAGAUGGCAAUAGACUGAAAUGUUUCUGUGUCCUGUUGACAUUCCUUUCUUUCUUCCUCCUUAGCCAAAAUCCACCUUAAAAGAACUAAAAGGAUAAUGCAAGGUAUUCAUUUUGGAAGGAGGAAGUAUUCACUCAAUGUAUUCCUCGACAAUAUUGUCAUGCCCCUCCCUUAAGUACUGCAGAUUUUAAUCCUCCGGCUUUAAUGACACACACUCAGGAAGGAAUUACAGAAAGGAACACCUAAUUAUAUCACUGAGCCUGUCUGGGUGGUUUACAGAUUCUGGUAUCCUAUGGAUUUUAGCUGAUCCAGUCUACCAUUACCAAUAAUACUCCUCUCUUCAUAUUAUUAUAUUUAGAAAACUCAAUAUUGGGUAUUCCAAAGAUUGAAUUUUCUCCAAACAGUUUUUUUUUUUUUAACAAAAAGAGCAAGGUUGUGUAGUAGGAAAAAAACCUAGGCUAUAAGAUUUUGUCACACCUCAGUUUCUCUUGCUUUUUAUGUUAUUUUUUAUUAGAACUACCCUGUCAUAUUUUUUCCCUUAGGGGCAUCAGCAAAUACUUCUUUUCAUGGUCACUUAUAUUUAGACUUUUAAGGAGAUUCUUUUCUCUAUAAUUUGAAGCUAUAGGAUAGAAAUUGUUGAAAAAAGUUUAAAACGUGUCAUAAUGAAACCAGUUCCUGAUUACAGUUCUAGGGUUAAUUAAAUUAAACCAGAUUGCCUCGUCAGGUAUAUGUGGGGAAAAAAGGUCACGUUAGUUUUGAAUUUUUAAGCGAUGAUGUAGUUCUUCCUUAAAUAUAGAAAUAAUAUGUUUUCUCAUAUUAAAGAAUAUUUUUUGUUAGUUAUGUAUAAAUUUGCAAUUUUAACUUCUUAUGCUUUCAUCAAAUUCAUUAUUAAUGAUGAUUUUGAAAGAUUUGCCCCCCCCCCUCCAGGUUUCAUAACCAAUCACUUGGAAUUAAAGUAAAGUUAUAUAAAGUGCUCAAUAAUAUUAUAGAAAACUGAUAUAUUUUUCUUAAAAGCUAUUUUAAUAUUUUCCAUAAAUAGGAAGUAUAUGCAGUGACUAUAAUAGUAUUGGAAAGAGAUACUGAUAUACAGGUAUAUUAAUUUAGGAGCAUGAAUUAUAAAUGGGGUACUAUAUUUCUAAUAUAAACUCUAGAUUGUUCUUUCUACUAGUAGGUUUACUUUUUCAAGUGAGACAGUAUAAAGCUUUGCAGGUGAUAGGCAAUCAUCUUAAUAACCUUUGUUGCUAGGGCAAUAGGCUACUUUGUUUUUUAAUGUUAAAUUCCUACACUAUUACUGGGUCUGGAGUUAAUGAUUUCAAAUAGUUUAUAAAAAUAAAAGAUUGCAUAUAAGAAAUUAUAACUAAUUAUCAAGGUGAUUCUUCUUUCUUUAAUGAGGAUUUUAUCUGUCUCUUCCUUCUUCAAUAAAGGUAUUGUCUCUCAUUUUUUCCUGUUCUUUGCUUCAUCAUACUUAACAUUUUGGAGAAGGGAAUGGCAAUCCACUCCAGUAUUCUUGCCUGGAGAAUCCCAUGGAUAGAGGAGCCUGCCAGGCUACAGUCCAUGGGGUUGCAAAGUAAGACAUGACUGAACGACUAAUAUACACACACACACACACACAAACACACCUAACAUUUAGGUUUGGAGGAACUUUUUAAGAGUCAUCUUAGUGAAGCACAAUGUCACUUUAAAUGAAACACAACUUUUGGUAUUUAAAUAUACUUAAGAAAGUGAUAGGCUACAAUAACUGUGGCAGAAAGUUUUAACAUUGGGAUGUAAUACUUGUAUGUGCAUAUUUCACCACCUAUCUAUAAGAUAUAAUUGUGACCUAACUUGAGGAAUGAACAAUCACUAAUGACUUUAAAACACUUUGCAAGCAUAUGUUACUAAGAAAAAAAAAAAGAAAAAAAAUGUCUUACCAAAGAAGAAAUCAUUAACAGAUGAUUUCUGUAAACGGUCAUUUUGGAGAUGACUUUAACACAAAUGAUGCAAAUUAGUUCACCUCCCAAACGAUAGUUUUCUUUUGGGAAUGGUGGCCUCCGUGGAAGAUUAGCUCCACAAAUUGAGACUCACUGACUGGUUUGGAGACCAUUUAUGUGAGUGAGCAGAAAAGAUCUUGGUUAGGCUUCAGGUAUUGUUUUAUAAAGAGUUCUAUGAAAAACCGACGGCGCUUUUAUGUGGUGACCAGUCAUAGAAUGUUUUGAUCUGUUACUUCUUGUGAUAGUUUUCAGUUUUAAUUUUAUUUUUCAUCGUUUUAAUCAAAUGCCUUUCUUAAAUUUAAUUGCAUUUAACACACUUGUCAAUAAUGGGUUUGUUAGUUGAAAUGGAACACUGGGAGUUACACAGUAAGAGUAAGGAAGAUUUUUCAGUUCAGUUCAGUUGCAGUCAUGUCCGACUCUUUGCCACCCCAUGGACUGCAGCACGCCAGGCUUCCCUGUCCACCACCAACUUACUCGAACUCAUGUCCAUCCAGUUGAACUAAAGUCAUUUUUCAUGCAAAGGACAGUUUAUCUUGUUUAGCUUCCAUUUAAAUAGCAUUUGAGCAUCCAUGAAUUUCUCAUAUAAAACAAGAUACUCUGGCCAUGAGAUAACUUUUUACUCAUUAUAUUUCUCUAUGAUCAUAGGAUGACUUUUUAUUUAAGACAUUUUUAGAGGGGCGGUAUUAGAAAGCCAGACUCAUAGGAAGAGAUUAAUACCCUCUUGUGCCUUCCGUUUUAUUCUGUGUUAAUUCUUGUUGUCGUCUAUAAGCGUAGACCCAUAUAAAUAUAAAUAUAUAUAUAUAUGACUUGGAGUCAGUUAGAUCUCUCCGUAGGCUCACAACUGUGAAGCCAUACUAAUAUGAACUUAUGUUAACUCUUCUAGUUUACAGUUCAUAAACCAACAUCCCCCAAAAUUUCACUGAAUACCCUAUCUUCUACCCAAAGGAUAAAGCAAAUUCACCCAGUUAAAAUUGUGACCAUUGAACAACAGGAAGUCUUCUUUAUUUUGUUAACUGACUCUGCUAAAGGAUCAGCUCUAUCCUUUCAUUUUUUGCUCAAAAAGGAGCCAAGGCAAAAAUUUAGAAAGUAGAUUAAUUGCUAAGCAGAAAGCUUCACAUCUGAAGUGUUGCCAAUCUGAACAGAAAUAGACCGCAUAGAUACACAUAGACACAUAACAGACACUCACACACUUUAAAAUGUUGAAAAAGACUUCCUCAGGCACAGCAUGAUUAAUGCAAUAAGGCUCUUGAGAGAAGCAAUGGAUAUAAACUGUUAGGAAAGGCUAAGAAAUGAUUAUAUCGUGGUGCUUUAAAAGUUGGUUCCCAAAGACUACAGGAUAUUUUAAAUUCUUCUCAAAGUAAAAAUCUACCAGCAUUUUAAUGGAAAAUUCUAGGGAAGGGUGAGAUAUGUAUCUAUAUAACCUUAUUUUCUCAAAUUAACUACAGUACAGUUCUUCAGUCAUCAGUCUUAAGUACCAAAAACUUUAGGUGCAGAAUAUGUCCUGCCAACACAGGAUCUGUGAAAAGUCAUUACUGCUUGUUAAUGUGUGUGUGAUUUCCGUGAACAUCUAGAGAGGACUCUGGCAUCAAGUAGCCAAGUUCACUACAAAUAGAAUAAAAGUCUGACUUAUUAAUCUAUUAGUUUAUCUAAUUUUCAAAUUUAGUGCAGAAGAUUUUUAGGUUCCUUGUAUGAGUGAUAUAUCCUGAAAUGGAAGAGUUUUUUUUUUGUUUUUUGUUUUUUUUUUUUAAGGUUAGUCUGCUUUUCUGAGGUGACAAGCAUGUACAAUUCUUCAUUAUUAAAUAUCAUUUUUGUAAAUAGUGUAUGAUUUUUGCUUUUCAGAAAAUAUCCUGGUAUUUGGAUGGGUCUGAUUUUGUUCUUACUACAUGAAAUUUGUAUAUUUCUUACCAUGAAGUCUAAGUGACUUGGAUGGAGAACAAAUAUGUGCCCCCACAUGUUGAUGAGGAAGAAAAAUACUGUUUUUGAAGAGACAUAAUGUCCUGUAGGAUAUGGGGAAUUAGGAAAGAAUUAAAAAAAUGUCUUGAUAAUAAUAAAGCAUUUAUAAAAUCAGGAGAUGACUAAUGCAGGUUCAUUGACUUGAGCCAACAAUGACUUAGCUUUAAUCUAUGAAUGGGACCAAAUGAGUUCUCCGUAGUUUCAUCUGCUUAAACCAUGUAUUUUAAUUGAAGGUUUACAUUAUUGUCAUAAAUGUAAUGGCAUAUGGGAAGCAGAAAUGAUAGUAGUCAAUAUUAGAAGAAGAUUGCAGAAAACCUAUUUUUUUGCUUCAAUAUUUUUCCUUUGUCUUAAAUCCUUAAUAUGUCCAAAGAUAAUGGGUGAUUAUUGAAGUUUUAUGUAAAAAUUAAGUUGAGCUCAUCAUUUUUGUAUGAUUUAUGUUUAGAACUCCUCUUUGUAAGGAGAAUUAUUUAUGUUUUGAUCAAAUUAUGAGCAUUUAGGUUUUUAUUUCUGUAUCAGUGCUCACUCUAAAAUAUGUUUGCUGUAUUUUUUCUCACUCUAAAAUAUAAGUUUGCUGCAUUAUUUUUAGCAAAUAGAUCUGUGUUUUAUAGAAUUAAAAUGUGUUUGAAUAGUUGUUUGUUUAUAAUGUGUUGCUAAUAUUUCAUGUAUUAAUUUUGUAUAUGAUAUUUUUCACAAGCAUAAUAGUAACUUUUCAUUUGAACCAUGUGGAAAUUCAGCGCAUUAAGAGAUACUUCUGUUUCUAUUCGGCAUAGGUAUUAAACCUCAUUAUGUAAACAAAUUUUUUUAUAGCUUCAUAUACAUGUUGUUUAGCUGAUAAAAAUUUGAGGAAUUUUUUUUUUAAUUGUUUUUUUCUUUUAUGAAAUGUUAUUAGAGAAACACAGGUUCAGAAUGUUUGCUACGAUAAAUAAACACAUCUUUAAAACAGAGAAAGUUACUCACAUUUUUGUAGCUAGAGCUAUAGGAAUAAAUUCACAGUUUUACAAAGAGAUUGGUUAAAAUUCUGCUUCAGUUUUCACUGCCUUCAUUCUAUUGAGUUAAAAUUGUUUUUUUCCUUUUGUGCUUGAAAAACAAAAGCAAGCAUGUACGCAUUUUGCCUUCUUGAUGCGUAAUAACAACGUGUGUGAUUCAGGUACCAUAACUGAGAGCACAUUAAUGUACCUGUCAGCUGUCAAUAUGCAGUUGACCUCUCUGUAUCUUUGUUAUUUCAAGGGCAAACCUGGGCAAUGGAGGAGGCAUCUAGAUUGCCAAAGUCAAAUCUCUUUAGACCAUAUGACUAAUUGUCACUAGAAACUUCCCACAACCAACAAGGACUGUAGUCUCUACAAGGGAUUGUAAAAUGGUUAGCAUGCAUUGGCUAUAAAAUUCUUAUUUAUGAAAAUAAAUAUACAGCUUUCCUGCA